Messenger RNA from Suhomyces tanzawaensis NRRL Y-17324, 951 nucleotides. RefSeq names its product flavin adenine dinucleotide transporter. The coding region runs from base 1 to 951 and encodes 316 amino acids. Gene Ontology annotation, cellular component: mitochondrion. The record is from RefSeq and is a predicted model, not a curated record. Lineage: Eukaryota; Fungi; Ascomycota; Pichiomycetes; Serinales; Debaryomycetaceae. Gene Ontology annotation, biological process: folate import into mitochondrion; nucleotide transport. Gene Ontology annotation, molecular function: FAD transmembrane transporter activity; folic acid transmembrane transporter activity. The transcript is spliced from 2 exons.
AUGGAUGGCGAUGCACCAAAGUCAAAGGUAUCUUUAAGCAACAGGCAAAUUGAGUUGAUAUCCGGAUUAAGUGCAGGGUUCUCAACAACCAUAAUUACUCAUCCUUUGGAUCUUAUUAAAGUGAGGUUACAACUUUCUACAAAUCAACCAGGAAAACCAUUUGAGGCUCUCACCAAUGUAUUCCGAAAGAUUCAUAGAGAUGGGUUCAUAUCCUCUUCUCUCAUACGCCAUUACAAGUUAUUCCACAUCAUGAAACAAUAUUAUAGAGGCAUCACACCCAAUUUGAUAGGUAAUAUAUCCGCUUGGGGCUUGUACUUUGCGCUUUAUGCAGAAUUUAAGACUCACUUGAGGAUGUCAAAUGAAACAACUAAUUAUUUUGGAUCUUCGAUGCUUGCUGGGAUAUCUACAAGUAUAUUGACAAACCCCAUUUGGGUACUUAAGACUAGAAUAUUGGGAACUUCUCGAAGUCAGGGCGCAGCAUAUAAAUCAACUGUUGAUGGGAUAAGGCAAAUAUUGAGAGAUGAAGGAGCCAGGAGUUUUUGGAAAGGUACGAUUCCCAGCAUGUUUCUGGUACUUCAAGGAAGUCUUCAAUUCACUUUCUAUGAUCACCUCAAGGACUUUUUUGACAAGAGGAGAGGACGAGCAGACAGAAAGAGGCAGAUUUCUACGCAAGAGUAUCUUUAUUCGUCAGCCAUUUCGAAGAUUCUUAGCAUGGUGAUUAUGUAUCCAUCACAAAUUGUUAGAUCUAGAUUACAAUUUCAUACUAAACUGGGAGUAAAGGUAACCAUCAGCUCUACAAUGAGACAGCUAUGGGAAAAUGAAGGUCGGAUUAAAGCUUUCUACAAGGGGUUGAGUGCAAAUGUUUUACGGGUUGUUCCUGCAACUUGUAUUACAUUCUUGGUGUAUGAGACUGUCAAAGACUUGUUGCACUCAGAGAACGAGGAACAAUAA